GAGUGAGGGAAGGAGGGAGGAGGGCAGAGCCGGAGAGAGUCACUGAUCGAUCAGCCCAGCCUAGUCCCAAGAGAGUCUGAAGCUUCAGAGGAGAAACAACGUGACCGGAAUGGAGUGGGGUCUUCUGCUGUGGAUGCUUCUCACCUUAGUGGGAAAGACAUCAGCGGCGCCUGAGCAGUACAGCAGAGCAGUGGAUUGGUUGAGCAGGUAUGGCUACCUUCCUCCCCCUGACCCCCGCACAAGUAAACUGCAGACCAAAGAGGGGAUUGAGAAAGCCAUCCGUGUCAUGCAGAGAUUCGGCGGGGUCCCGGAAACUGGGGAACUCGACAGCGAAACCCUCAAGCUCAUGGCUACGCCGCGAUGCUCCCUCCCUGAUAUUGUUGGGAGUGAGGACAUGCUGAAGAGGAGGAGGAGGAGGAGGAAGAGAUACGCCCUGUCAGGCCUUAAGUGGCAUAAGACAGACCUCACAUGGAGUGUCCACAGCUACCCAUCGCCCUCCACCUCACCCGGCAUGUCGAACGAUCUGGUGGACAACAUCCUGACUCACGCCUUCAAAGCCUGGAGUGACGCGGCCCCCUUGACUUUCCGUCGGCAAAGGAUUGACAGCAGGGGGGCGGAAGCUGGAGGGGACAUCAGAGUGACUUUUGCCCGCUUGCUUCAUGACGAUGGGUACCCUUUUGACGGGCAGGGUGGCACCCUGGCCCACGCCUUCUUCCCCGGCAGGGAAGAAGUGGCGGGUGACACACACUUUGAUGAUCACGAGAUCUGGAGCUACGGAGGUCACAGCAGCAGCACAGACUUGUUCACAGUCGCAGUGCACGAGUUUGGCCACGCGCUGGGUCUGUCCCAUUCCUCCACUGAUCCGUCCAUCAUGAGACCGUAUUACCAGGGUCCUGUGGGAGACAUUGCCAACUAUCAGCUGGAUCUGGACGACAAGCUGGCCAUCCAGCAGCUUUAUGGUGUGAAGGACGGCGGACCACCAGGAGGUGUUGAUCCUGACGUCCCACGCCUGCCCAGCCCACCUCCACCUAGACCAACACAGCCCUCUGACCCCUCAUCCCACGAGCGCUGCAAAGGGGGCUUUGACGCAGUGGCAAACAUCAGGGGAGAGGUCUUCUUUUUCAAAGGUGCACACUUCUGGAGAACUAAGAGAGACGGGGAGUUGAUUUCACUCAAUCCGGCUCAGAUUAAAAACUUCUGGAUCGGCCUCCCACCAGGAACAAACAAGAUCGACGCCGUGUACGAGAGGAAGAGCGACAGCAGCAUCAUCUUCUUUAUUGGACCUCAGUACUGGGUCUUCAAGGACACGGUGGCCAUGAGCGGCUACCCUCGGCCCCUCUCUGAAUGGGGCAUGAGGACAAAGAGCGGGGCGCUGGUGGACAGGGUGGACGCAGCCUUCGUCUGGGCCCACAACGGCAAGACCUACCUGUUCAGCGGCGGGGAGUUUUGGAGGUUUGACGAAAGCCGUAAGGGUGAACAGGUGAUCAGACAGCCGGAUCAGGGCUACCCGCGAGACAACAGCCUCUGGGGAGGAGUGCCCUCCGACAUGGAUGACAUCAUCAGCUGGGGAGAAGGAGAUGCCUACUUCUUCAAGGACAACCAUUACUGGGUGCUGAAGAACGGAGGCCUGAACCAAGAAGUCGUCACUCCGAAAUCCAUCGCCGUAGACUGGCUCAGAUGUCCAGCUCCGCCUGCAACCUCCGCUCCUCAACACCCAGGGAGGUGCAACUGUGACUUGAAGGGAUCAGCUUCGUUUGUAAGGAGCAACUGGCUCCUCCUGAUCUCUGUUUUAUUGGUCAUUCAGGAAUUUAUUAGAAAAUAGACACCUGAGUAUCCAGCAGUGGCUGCAGGCUGCUUUUUACCACUUCCCUUAUUCUAAUGGAGGGUUAAAGAGGCUCCUCAAAUCACCACACACUCACAGUACAUUACAACCCACAAGCUGGUUUCAAAUUACAUACUACUGUCAUAAAAAUGUUAAUAUCUGCCUUUUACUUUAGCAUAAGGCCCAUGUUACUGUAAAUACCUUGCCUUAUCAGAGCAUAUUGCUGACCUGUGAAAACAGUUUAUUUUGUGUCUGUCAUCCUGCCAUAUAAUUUCAACCCCUUCCUGUUUAGAGAGUAAUGGAUCAUGUGGAGCCUGUAUUAGAGAAUGCCUGGAAAUCUGACACUGAAAUGCAGCACACGGGCUACUCCCUCAUAAUGAGGUCUUACGCAACCACCUUUUGUUUGGACAGUAAACAGUCAACUCAA
This is a messenger RNA of Epinephelus moara (kelp grouper), 2249 nucleotides long. RefSeq names its product matrix metallopeptidase 25b (gene mmp25b). NCBI's taxonomy places the organism in Eukaryota, Metazoa, Chordata, Actinopteri, Perciformes, Serranidae. Gene Ontology annotation, cellular component: extracellular matrix. The transcript has 11 exons. Gene Ontology annotation, molecular function: metalloendopeptidase activity; zinc ion binding. The coding region runs from base 110 to 1822 and encodes 570 amino acids. Gene Ontology annotation, biological process: extracellular matrix organization; proteolysis; collagen catabolic process. The record is from RefSeq and is a predicted model, not a curated record.